CAGGUUACAGCCAUUGAAAUUGAAAGUAUCAAGCUGACGUUUUAGCUGACACCAAAAUGCAGAAGAUUCCACCCAUUUGCGCCAUGUUUCUCACCAAGUUCGAUGUCCACACAGGUUACGAGCUGAAAUGGUUCAAAUCAUUAGACAACGAGUUAUACCCAAGUAAAGAUCUCGAAUUCAAAUCAAUUCCUUCCGGAUUGCAUUCCGUAAAUACUGAUACGAUUUGCUUUGUCCAGACAAAGGGUGACUUGGAAACAUUUCUUUAUGGAAUAUCGAUCUUUAAGCAAAACAGCCACCUGCAACAACUCACCGACGAUGGGGUGGUCGACAGAAGUAAGGUCAAGCUUUACUCAUUGGGUAUUUUGAUUGACCCCACUCAUUUGGAUUCCAUAGAGGAAUAUAAGAACUGGAAACCCAAAGUUUACUCCGUAACAUGGAACUAUAGAUCGGAAUUGUCACAGCUUUUAAGCAAUUUUAUGAAUUUGACAAAUGAUCAACAAGAAGAGGAAUUUUUUGAUAAGUUCAGCAAGUUUUUCACUGAUAGUUGCUUUAAAAACAAAUCGCCGUCCUUGUCGAUUAGUAGCACUGCAAAAGAAAGUGGUAAAUUGUCUCCUACUUUAAAUGCGUCUUCCAAAGUCCCGUCGGCAACCACUUCCUUAUUGGACGAGGAUUUUAAAUCAGAUCAUAUGAUUGAUUCUUUGAUUCCAUUUGUCAACGAUUUCGGACCCUUGAUUUUCAAGAUCUGGAAAAUUUCUUUACUGAGAAAGGCAAUUAUAAUGUAUUCCCCAUAUACUGCGUCAGCUGUUUGUAUUGAAGGAAAUGAAGAGGUGAAGCAUAACAAUUACGGCAUUGGAGAUAUGUCUAAGAUUCUUUAUUGUAUUUGUUUGAUAUCGGCAAUACCAAAAGAAAUUGAAGAUAAACUCAAGAAAUCAGUUAGCCGAAAUAUCUCUAGCCUUCUUUUCCAUCGUCCGAUUUACAAUGUCUGUGUCAACGAUAUCUACCAGCUUGUAAAAUUGGACUCAAACUAUCUCGCAUCCACUACAGAUCAGAUAAUUAUAGAGAAAGAUAACCUCUACGACUACACGAUAAAACUGCCCCUGAAUUCUUGCAACAAAGGAGUAUAUUUACCUGAAAUUACCAACUCUGUUACAAAUAAGGUUGAAUAUUCUACUCCAAAAGACUUCGAAAGAUUCAAGAUUCUAUAUUCCAACUUAAAUGGAACUGAUGAGCUUUCCCCCAUUGCGUCAAAAGUGAGCGAAAAAAGAUCAAUACAAGAGUUAAUCUGGAAUGGAUUAGCAUGGUGGGCAAGUGCAGGUGAAUCUUUUAAGUCAGUAAAUGAAGAGUACAACAUUGAAUUUGAGUAUUUUGAUAGUCUUUCCAAUGACAACAUUGGAAAAUUGAUAACGUUGGUUGGAUAUUUUCAAAAGCUAACAAUUAAACUUUUUACUGCCGUCAUCGAAUUGGUCGACAGAUUUGAUAAUGAGAGAACUUCGGGUAGUAAAUCGGUAAUGAUUUUGGAUGCAAACGAUAUACUUGAAAUGGGACUGGACCCGUAUAGUGCAUCUGAUUGCACUUUUGUUAUAGAGUUUAUAAGAGUUUGGUGGAAGCGGGAUGUCAAGAUUGGCAACUAUUUCAACGAUUUGUGCUACUGGGGAUAAAAAUCAGCUAUGUGUAACUUUAUAGUUGUUUACGGUCAAUAUCUAUAUAAUUAAGGAACGAUACCUUUUGCG
Pichia membranifaciens NRRL Y-2026 is the source of this 1730-nucleotide messenger RNA. RefSeq lists its product as hypothetical. The coding region runs from base 57 to 1658 and encodes 533 amino acids. Lineage: Eukaryota; Fungi; Ascomycota; Pichiomycetes; Pichiales; Pichiaceae. Gene Ontology annotation, cellular component: lipid droplet. The transcript has a single exon. The record is from RefSeq and is a predicted model, not a curated record.